UCAAUUUUGUUAUUAAAUAUACUGAAAUAAUAAAAUCAAAUCAAAUAAAAAUGAAGAUACCUAAUAAUUUGCUACUACUAUUCUUUAUUUUUCAAUAUUUUAUCGUAAUUCAAGCUCAAAAGCAUUUCAAUAAUGCUUUUUAUAAAAGGCAUAGUAAUAAUGAUCAUGUUACAAGUUUUAAUAAACAAAUAAAAAAUUCAAUUACCAAUCAUAAUAAUAAUGGUUAUAUUUACGAACGACCUACUGUACCACUUUCUACUACAACAACGCGACGAUCCGUAAUUAAAACUUCAACAACAACAGAGCCAUCAAAGGAAACAGAUUUAGAUGAAAGUGAUUAUGAUUACAAUGUUGCUAUAUCAACAGCUAUUGCCAGAGGUCAACUCGUUUACCUAGGAUAACUUACAGUUUCUAGCAUUAUAAAUUCACGAUAUUACUGGAAUAUUUUAAUGUAAAGAAUUUUAUAGAAAAAAAAAGCUAACCGAAUUUCGAUGUAAUGUAGAUUUAAUAUCACUUUUUUCACGAAUGAGGAAUCCUAAUGUAAUUAUUUGUUUUUUAAUAAAAUUUUGUUAUUGUUUUG
Chrysoperla carnea is the source of this 580-nucleotide messenger RNA. RefSeq lists its product as uncharacterized. Bases 51 to 401 code for a protein of 116 amino acids. The record is from RefSeq and is a predicted model, not a curated record. Lineage: Eukaryota; Metazoa; Arthropoda; Insecta; Neuroptera; Chrysopidae. The transcript is spliced from 3 exons.